Odobenus rosmarus divergens (Pacific walrus) is the source of this 1117-nucleotide messenger RNA. RefSeq names its product UBX domain protein 1 (gene UBXN1). Lineage: Eukaryota; Metazoa; Chordata; Mammalia; Carnivora; Odobenidae. The record is from RefSeq and is a predicted model, not a curated record. Gene Ontology annotation, molecular function: protein binding. The coding region runs from base 131 to 1021 and encodes 296 amino acids. The transcript has 10 exons.
CACCCGUCCACGCCCGCCUCCACGUGACCCAAACAGAUCCGGGCACUUCCGCUUCCCCUCGGCUUUCUUCUCGUCAGUGUCGGCUGAGGGUCCAGAGCCGGGUCCCCGCGGAAGCGGCGGUGGCGGCGCCAUGGCGGAGCUGACGGCUCUGGAGAGUCUCAUCGAGAUGGGCUUCCCCAGGGGACGCGCGGAGAAGGCUCUGGCCCUCACAGGGAACCAGGGCAUCGAGGCUGCAAUGGACUGGUUGAUGGAGCACGAAGACGACCCCGAUGUAGACGAGCCGCUCGCGACCCCCCUUGGACAUGUCCUGGGAAGGGAACCCACCUCCUCGGAGCAAGGUGGCCCUGAAGGACCCGGCUCCACAACCGGAGAAGGCAAACCCACUUUGAGUGAAGAGGAGAGACAGGAACAGACUAAGAGGAUGUUGGAGCUGAUGGCCCAGAAGCAGCGGGAGCGGGAAGAAAGAGAGGAGCGAGAGGCUUUGGAACGGGAACGGCAGCGCAGGAAACAAGGGCAGGAGUUGUCAGCUGCUCGACAGCGGCUUCAGGAAGAUGAGAUGCGCCGGGCUGCUGAGGAGCGGAGGAGGGAAAAGGCUGAAGAGUUAGCAGCCAGACAGAGAGUCCGAGAAAAGAUUGAAAGAGACAAAGCAGAGAGAGCCAAGAAGUAUGGUGGGAGUGUGGGUUCUCGGCCUUCUCCACCAACAGAGCCGGGUCCUGUUCCCUCCUCUCCCAGCCAGGAGCCUCCCACCAAGCGGGAGUAUGACCAGUGUCGCAUACAGGUCAGGCUGCCAGAUGGGACCUCACUGACGCAGACGUUCCGGGCUCGGGAACAGUUGGCAGCUGUGAGGCUCUAUGUGGAGCUCCACCGCGGGGAAGAGCCUGGGGGAGACCAGGACCCUGUGCAGUUGCUCAGUGGCUUCCCCCGGCGGGCCUUCUCAGAGGCUGACAUGGAACGGCCUCUGCAGGAGCUGGGACUUGUGCCUUCUGCUGUCCUCAUUGUGGCCAAGAAAUGUCCCAGCUGAGAGGCCUUUAUCUCACCGUCCCUCUCUGACCUCUUCAUCUUUGAUAAAGCACUGACAUCUCCUUCCUAAUAAAUAGACCCUCUGAGUUCUGUAUGU